GACUGGAUAAAUACAAACUGGACUGACGGAGGUGCGACUGACUGAAUGAAAAAAAAAAAAAACACUGAGAAGCUGACUGAGGCUAAAAAGAGAGAUGUUGCAGAGAAACUAAAGCAUAAAGGAUAAUCAAAUAGAUACAAGAGAACAAGGUUCUAUAAAAUUGAAAGUCACAAAAAUAACUAAAUAAAUAAAGAAGUACUGAAAUAAAAAGAAACAAACUACACACAGACACAUCAAGUUUUUACUAUCAGGCUCAGAAAAUCUAUCAUACGUUUUCAUUUACAUGUAAACAAGGCCUAAAGCUUAUAAUUAAACCUGAUUCCAGUCAUUUCAUCUCUAAUUCACAUCUUCUUGCAUGUGACCAAAACAUCUCUUUUAUUUGUGAGACACUUAAACAAAACCACACUAAAUAGAAGCAGAACGAAAUGAAUCUGCCUCUGAACUUUGCUGCCUCUCAUGCAGUUCGAAGCGAACGCCACACUAUCUAGUUCAGAACUGUGAUGGGUUGAUACUAAAAUACUGAUACCACCAAUACCAGAUAUUUAUAUAUCUAGAAUUUAUUCUAAAAUCAAAAAUACUUCAGUCUUUUCAAGAAAUAAAUCAUUAACAGGAACACAGUCGAAAGUAACUGAACUAUUCAAAUCUAUCAGUCUGUUAUGUUCAUUUAAUGUAAAUUAAGACACAAGUUUUCAUUUUUUGUAUUAGUUCUUGAUGUUUAAAUAAGAAUUUAUUUUAAUGAUUUUAUUAUUUUGCUUCAUUUUUUGUUUAAAACACAUUUCUUGCAUAUUUUAUAGGAUUGGGUCCUCUGUUUUUUGUCUUACAUUGAAACUUGUUCUUGUAAAUGAGGAUGCUGCAUCAAUAGGCUUCAGAGUUUCAAAUGAAUAAAAAACCACGCCUUGUGUUCUUUACAAAGUGGUGAUUUGACUUUCACUACUUUCCUUUAGAUUUACCUGACGCAUCAGGUGGAUUUGCACAAAGCAUCAGUAUGUGAUGGCAGCCUGAGUUUUAUUUGGUAUCAGUAUCAGAAAGGAAAACGAUGGUAUUGGACACCACUAGCUCUGAACUGGAAGGGAAACAUCUUCAUCUACAACAGAAAGAUUUGUGGUGCUGCCGAACUUUUAUUUCUCUGGACAGCCAAAGGAAAGAAGAACCCCUAAAACAUCAAGAAACAUCCAGCAUGGAUUAAGGGCCUGUCUCGUUAAAGCAGACUGUGAGAACUAACCCGAUCCUAAUAAGAGAUGACAAAGGACAAAAAACUGUACAGACAAGACGGAGAACAAUCUGCGGAGGAGGAAUCAUGGUCAGAGGUAGAAAAAGACGUGACCUACGUCCCCUCUGGUGCAUCAUGUCUCAAGCAAGAGAAAGCAGUGAAGGAAGUCAGAGGAGCUUGUCCUGGCUCAUUCUGGUAUGCCUCCUGUUCAAAAUAUUCCUACAUGUAGGGACUGCUUCACCUCCUGCCGGCACAAUCUCUUACCAACAAUGAUGAGGAACUCCCAACUGCUCACCACUGGAUACUUCGGCAAAGCACACUCCAAGCCUAAAGGAAAAUGUAGCCACGGAGGUAUUGUGGACAGCAGUCGACAUCAGAGCGCCAGAGGAGGAAUCAACAAAGACAGCACCUCCCCGCUCUUCUCCCCUCAUCAUUAUCUUCAUAAAGAAGCUGCAAGUUUAGCUACUGAAGCCACCCUGACUGUACUGAAAGACCUCAGAGACACAGUCGGCCCCAAGGCCUUCCUCAAGCUCUUCAUGGUCAAGGAGGCCCCUGCACUGGUGUUUGUCAUGGACACCACGGGCAGCAUGUUCGAGGAGAUCACUGCGGCUCGACUCAGAGCUCACUCCAUCAUCCAGAGCCGGGCCAACCACACCGAGCAUCCUGGCACCUUUCUGCUGGUGCCCUUCCAUGAUCCAGAUAACAUUUCUCCUCACUGAAGACCCCAGCCACACCACAGGGAAGAGGAAGAGGAGGAGUAAGGAACUUCUGUCCCCUGAUCUUUUCUCCCUCUACUCCUCGCUGUCCUCCCUGUCAGGAGGACUGAUGGUUUACACCACCGACUCUGACAUUUACAAGGUCUCAACCAUCGUGGAGGACAACAUAGCUGCUGACAAGGUGACCCUCCUCCAUGUGGAAAGUCCUCAGGAGUUGAUGUCUAAAC
This is a messenger RNA of Austrofundulus limnaeus, 2153 nucleotides long. RefSeq names its product von Willebrand factor A domain containing 7 (gene vwa7). The record is from RefSeq and is a predicted model, not a curated record. Lineage: Eukaryota; Metazoa; Chordata; Actinopteri; Cyprinodontiformes; Rivulidae.